Gadus macrocephalus (Pacific cod) is the source of this 1826-nucleotide messenger RNA. It is a transcript of the gene slc35f6, whose product is annotated as solute carrier family 35 member F6. The transcript is spliced from 6 exons. Gene Ontology annotation, molecular function: transmembrane transporter activity. The record is from RefSeq and is a predicted model, not a curated record. Gene Ontology annotation, cellular component: membrane; intracellular membrane-bounded organelle. Gene Ontology annotation, biological process: transmembrane transport. The coding region runs from base 114 to 1256 and encodes 380 amino acids. Lineage: Eukaryota; Metazoa; Chordata; Actinopteri; Gadiformes; Gadidae.
GUGGGCUGGCGGUCAGCUGACAAGUACCACAUGAUGUAGCUGUGUUGCUGAACAAAUAAGGUCAAUUCACUGAUUUCUCGCUACUUUUGGUGUAACCCACUCACACGUCUAAAAUGGCUUGGACCAAGUAUCAGCUGUUCCUUGCGGGACUCAUGCUCACCACGGGCUCUCUCAACACUCUUUCAGCAAAAUGGGCUGACACGUUCAGCGCAGAGGGCUGCCAUGGCGAUAAGGAACACGAAUUCAAUCACCCAUUUGUACAGGCUGUGGGCAUGUUCCUGGGAGAGUUCAGCUGUCUGCUGGUUUUCCACAUCUUGCUGUGCCAUGACAAACGCAGACCAGAGCGUUCGUUCAACCCUGGCCAAAGCUUCAACCCCCUGCUCUUCUUUGCGCCGGCCAUGUGCGACAUGACGGCCACCUCCAUCAUGUAUGUCGCGCUCAGCAUGACGAGUGCCUCCAGCUUCCAGAUGCUGCGAGGAGCGGUCAUCAUCUUCACAGGUCUGCUGUCGGUGGCCUUCCUGGGGCGGCGGCUGAAGCCCAGCCAGUGGGUGGGCAUCCUCACCACCAUCGUGGGCCUGGUGGUGGUGGGCCUGGCCGACUUCAUCAGCAAGGACAAGAAGGAGCACAAACUCAGUGAAAUCCUCACCGGUGACCUGUUGAUCAUCAUGGCUCAGGUCAUCGUUGCUGUGCAGAUGGUCCUGGAAGAGAAGUUUGUGUAUAAGCACGACGUCCACCCUCUCAAAGCCGUGGGCACUGAAGGCAUGUUCGGCUUCGUCGUGCUGACGCUGCUGCUCAUCCCCAUGUACUUCAUCCCGGCGGGCCAGUUCACCGGCAACCCCCGGCAGGUGCUGGAGGACGCCCUGGACGCCUUCUGCCAGAUCGGCUUCAAGCCCCUCAUCCUGGUUGCGCUGCUGGGCAACACGGUCAGCAUCGCCUUCUUCAACUUUGCCGGCAUCAGCGUCACCAAGGAGAUCAGCGCCACCACGCGCAUGGUGCUGGACAGCCUGCGCACGCUGGUCAUCUGGGCGGUGAGCCUGGCGCUGGGCUGGGAGACGUUCCACGGCCUGCAGGUGCUGGGCUUCGUGGUGCUGCUGACCGGCACGGCGCUCUACAACGGCCUGCACCGCCCCCUGCUGGCCAGGAUCCCGUACUGCGCCGCCUGGGUGCAGGACGACGAGGCAGAGGAGCAGGCGGGCGCCGGAGAGAGGGAGAGGCUACUGUCCGAGGCCAGGGUGCAGGCGGUCGACAGUCCUUGAUGAUAUCCCCUUCACUUUCUCCGAUGCACACACACACCUCUGUUAAGGGACUGAUGAAUGACCCUUGAUCCCUCUUGGGCUGGCACAGACUGAACGCCAGCGUUUUUUCCGACAGCGUUGUCUUUUAUGCACUUGGGGUUUUUUAUGUUAGUUAUUAUGAUGAACGAAAUGGGUCUGAUUUCAACUGACUCAUUUGGUUUGUUUUUGUACGUAAAAAUGCCGCACUACAUUUUAGUACGUAUUUUUGGGGGCCUGGUUGAGAUUGAGCAGGGGAUUGUGAUGGCCUACAUGCGGGUAAGUCAACCACGACAUGCAUGCAUUUAGAAAUGACAAGUAAUUGUAACUCAUUUUUUACCCUGUUAUCUUUUUGUAUUUCUAUUGAAGGGAAAUUUCUGGGACCUGUUUGAUUAAACUGCUACAGUCACGUAAGCCACUAAAGAAACCACAAUUGUGACUUUGUUUGUUGCUUUUUAGAAAGACUUUCUGGACAUUACACAGUAUUCUCGAAAAACAUUUGCUGUAUUGUAUCUUCGGAUUUAAAUUAAAACCAAAAAAUUAAUCCUACUACAA